AUGGGUAGCCAGGAGCACAGUGGCGCUAUAUGCGGUUCGGUGGCGGAGGUGGUGGUGGUGAUGGUGCCCUUCUUAGCUCAUGGCCAUCUCAACCAGCUCCUCCACCUCUCCCGCCGUAUAUCCUCCUAUAACAUCCCCGUCCACUUCGUCAGCACCACCAGCCACAUCCGCCAACUCCGUUCCCGCCACCACGAUUCCGGUCAAUACUCCGCCGGCUCCAACUCCAUCCAUUUCCACGAGUUCCCAAACCCUCCCUUCACUUCUCCUUCCGACCAUUCCAUUCCUUGCCACCGACAACCCGUUUUUGACUCAACCCUCCAUCUCCGCCGCCCAGUAGCCGACCUCAUAGUUUCUCUCUCCACCACCACCAGGAGAGUCGCCGUCGUUCAUGACUUUCUGAUGUCGUACGUCGUCCAAGACGUCCAAGAUAUUCCAAACGCCGAGACUUACAUCUUCACUCCCCUCUCCGCUUGCGCCACCUUCUGGUUAGAGUGGGAGAGAUAUGACAGACCUUUUCCGGUGGACUCAGAACUUCUGAAACGAAUUCCGUCCGGUGAUGGAGCUUUCUCGCUUGAGUUUUUAAAAGAUGUGGAGAUUCAAUACCCACUUAUGAAUUCUCACGUUGGAGAGUUAAUCGAUUCAUCAACAGUUAUUGAAGGUGAAUAUCUUGAAUAUUUAGAGAGAAAAGAACUCAAAGGGACCAAGAAACUUUGGGCAAUCGGGCCAUUAAACCAUGUUAACAAAUCAUCAGCGACGGUUUCUGAAACCCGUCACAAAUGCUUGCGAUGGCUGGACUUACAGCCUACUAACUCCGUCAUUUAUGUGUCGUUUGGGACCACAACGACCUUUAGCGACGAACAAAUUAAAGAAUUGGCUAUCGGACUAGAGAAAAGCCAGCAGAGGUUUGUGUGGGUGGUUCGAGCCGCGGACAAAGGUGGCGUGCUCAGUGACGAGCCGAAAAUGGUGGAGUUUCCGGAUGGGUUCGAAGCAGCGGUGGAAGGGCGGGGAUUGGUGGUUCGUGAAUGGGCACCGCAAUUGGAAAUUUUGGGACAUUUAGCAACGGGUGGGUUUAUAAGUCAUUGUGGGUGGAACUCGAGCAYRGAGAGUAUAUCAACYGGYGURCCAAUGAUCACKUGGCCRAUSCAUUCUGAUCAACCAUGGAACGCGUUUUUGAUCACGGAUGUUCUUAGAAUUGGAUUGGCGGCGUACGAUUGGGAACACAGAGACAAGUUGGUGACGUCAGUGGUGGUGGUGGAUUUGAUUCGAAGACUAAUUGAUUCGAGGGAAGGGGAGGAGAUGCGGAAGAGGACGGCAGAAUUGGCGGAUUCCGUUCGGAGAUCGGUGGCCGACGGCGGUGUAAGUCGUAAGGAGAUUGAUUCCUUCAUUUCCCAUAUUCGCAGGCAGUGACAACUUAUGUACCCAAAAAGAAUCAUGUAACGACGCUUAAGAAGGUCCCUUAAUUUUCAUUUGCAUGGUAACACUUUCAAUUUUCAGUUA
Molecule: messenger RNA, 1497 nt
Organism: Cynara cardunculus var. scolymus (artichoke)
Lineage: Eukaryota; Viridiplantae; Streptophyta; Magnoliopsida; Asterales; Asteraceae
Product: zeatin O-glucosyltransferase-like
Exons: 1
Coding region: 1-1407 (468 amino acids)
Molecular function (GO): UDP-glycosyltransferase activity
Source: RefSeq, a predicted model, not a curated record